AGCAGCCACCCUCCUUUUUUCAGCCAUCGUCAGGCUCGGGGCCGUUGCUGCUCUCCCUGCCUGCAAAUUGUGGUGGGUUUCCUGGCUUCUUGGCUUGGAGGAUUAUUUAGGGGAAAAUAUAAGAGCUCUGGGGCCAUGCAGAUUCCUGUCCUGGGAACCAACAGGCAUGGAAGCAGGAGGUUUCAGCUCUUCAGUCAGUCUGUUUGAAGCCAGGAGGAGCAGCCUGGCAGCAUCCCUGGCAGCAAACCGCAGUAGCCGUUCAGCAGAUACGUUGGGUUUGCGUGGCUUGGCUGCAUUGCGGCACCCGUGCGGCCUACCCAUGAGCUCGGACUUCCAGCAUUACAGUUUCAGGAUGCCGAACAUCGGGUUCCAGAACCUGCCUCUCAACAUAUACAUCGUGGUUUUCGGCACGGCCAUCUUCGUCUUCAUCCUCAGUUUGCUCUUCUGUUGCUACUUGAUCAGGCUCAGACAUCAAGCACACAAAGAGCUUUACGCCUACAAACAGGUUAUACUCAAGGAAAAGGUGAAGGAGCUGAACCUACAUGAGAUCUGCGCCGUUUGCCUGGAGGAGUUCAAACCCAAGGACGAGCUGGGGAUCUGUCCCUGCAAACAUGCCUUCCACAGAAAGUGCCUCAUCAAGUGGCUGGAGGUGCGGAAAGUGUGCCCGCUCUGCAACAUGCCAGUGCUGCAGCUGGCCCAGCUGCACAGCAAGCAGGACCCCGGCCCCCCCCAGGGCCCCCUCCCCGGCGCGGAGAACAUCGUAUAGCUCCGCUGCCCCAGGGACUGCCCUGCCACCAGCCCCGGGGGACUUGGAGACAACCAAAGCACUAUGGCACCAGCACGGAGGGACAGGCGAGGACGCAGGUGGCCGGGUGGGGAGCCCGGAGCACUUUAUGGGGGGGCACGUCCCUACCAGCUGAAGCAGAAGAGCCCCACACCCCAAAAACCUGCCUCCACGGAGCCAUACCAGGAUGAAGGGUCUCGCAAUUGAGCCCAGGCUCCACUGCCCUCCUGGGGUGUGAAGGGGGACUUGGGGUCCUCCGUGGGCACCUGUAUGAUAUUCUUCUUCCAGCACGUCCCUUUGCCAGCGCGACAUCCACCGGGAAGCGGCGUGGGCCAUCACAGAGCAGCACUGAUCCACCCAGGGUGCCCGAUAGCCUCCCACAACGCCACGACAUGCCCUCCGAACGCCCCAGUAUGCUCCCCAGCCCUGCUGCCCCCGUGCCACGCCGACACCGUCAAAAACGAUGCCCAGCCCGCAUGGGGGGACUCUGGAGCGUCACGGCUGGUUCCUGCCUCGUUCUCCUCUUUGCCGUUCUUUUGAUGGGGUUACCUCUGCCUUUGCAAUCCCUACCUAAAAAAUUGGAUCUCGGCACCAUGGGUGCAGCCAUGCUGGGGUUCGUGCGGCCGUCCGUCGGGAGCCUCCUCGGCACCCGCUGCUCCUCUGAAAGGGCUAACCAGGACGGGGAAGCCGGUGUCGCCCCUGGGAGAUGGCAGGGUGGCAGUAGUGUGGGGUCCCGUGGGCUUUGGUUACCCCACCCACCCUCCCCCAGGGCGGUGUCCCCCACCUCGGUGUAAUGGGCUACCUCAGCGGGGCCGUGAGUCCCUCCGGCGGGCACGAUCCUGGCGCUGAGCCAUCACCGGUGAGAGCCAGCACCCGCCACCACCUCCUCGAAACCGCGGCACGGCCUUGCUGGGGAAGGGGGGCAGGCAAAACUCCUGUCCUUGGGGUUCACCCCAUCGCUGUCAGCCCGGCCCGGGGGAGGCUCUGGGUGACGGACGCGUGAGCUGCGCCAUUUUGCCUUGCCAAAACACCCCGAACCCAACCGGCAUCGAGCGCAAAAGCUGCUGGGGGGGGGGGGGGGGGGGGGAGCUGUGCUAUUCCCUCGCCUCUGACCGCCCCGUGGGGCCAGUUUGGGCACCGUAGCAAACGCCCCGGCGUCCCUCUCUGCCUUUGCCAACUCUUCUUCCCUUUUUCCUGGAGCCGGGGGUACGUCAGUAUUACAUGGCAGCAGCUUUCCCAGCCCCCUCGGGCACAGGAUGGGGCUGGGAAGGCUCCGGGUGUCGUCCCCCCUCCUGUAAAUACCGUGCGACUCCCGAGACUGUUUAUGGAGCGAGGAGCCUCAUAGACGUGUUUGUACACUACGAAUUCUGCAGCAGAAUAUUUUUUAAAACGUUUGCUGGUUGUUUUUUUUUGGGGUUUUUUUUUUUUUUUUGUAAGCUAUAUUUUUGUAUAUUUAAUUGCUAUUUUAAAAUUCUAAUGCAUCUUUUUUGCUAAUCACACUAUUCUUAAGGAAAAAUGAGGAAAGGAAAAAAAACCAGUUUGCAUGUGAUUUGACUUGAAAUGUAAAUAAAAGCAGGUUUUGGA
Molecule: messenger RNA, 2368 nt
Organism: Falco peregrinus (peregrine falcon)
Lineage: Eukaryota; Metazoa; Chordata; Aves; Falconiformes; Falconidae
Gene: RNF24
Product: ring finger protein 24
Exons: 7
Coding region: 167-766 (199 amino acids)
Cellular component (GO): endomembrane system
Molecular function (GO): ubiquitin protein ligase activity; zinc ion binding
Source: RefSeq, a predicted model, not a curated record